AUGGCGUACAACCCGAGGAUGAGCAUCAUCCCUCCUUCGCAGCAGCACCAGCAGCAGCACCAGCAGGGCCGGUCGCGCAAAAAGGAAGACGACGCCGACGCCUUCAUGCGGCUGCCGGACCGCGAGAUCGUCGGCUGCAUCACCGACAUUGGCAUCAACUUCUCCGUGGCGGACCUGCAGAAGCCCAACCCGGCGCACGUGCAGCAGAUCUUCGAGUGGUUCGCCGAGCUGCUGCUCAACGCGACGCGCGAGACGGUCGAGCCGGCCAUGCGGGCGGCGGCCGACGACGUGUGCGGCGACUUUGCCGACGUGAUCCCCGUCGACACGCGCAACCUCAUGGGCUUCUACGUGUCGCUGCGGAGGCUGCUGGUCGAGUGCGGCGUCAACGACUUUGGCUUCAACGACCUCUACAAGCCCACGUACGACCGCCUCGUCAAGAUCUUCAGCUACCUCAUCAACUUUGUGCGCUUCCGCGAGUCGCAAACGAGCGUCAUCGACGAGCACUUCAACAAGACCGAGUCGGUCAAGGCACGCAUCGAGACGCUCCACGCAGACAACCAGGACAACGAGGCGCGCCUCGAGCACAUGCGCCACAACCGCCGGGCCAUGGAGGCCCAGGUACGCGACAAGACGAUGCGCAACGAGGACCUCAAACGCCGCCUGCUCGAGCUGCGGCGCAACCAGGAAAAGGUGGCGGCGCGCCUCGAGGACGCAAAGCAGAAAAAGGGCCAUCUGACAGGCCUGCUCGAGCAAAAGACGCACGACAAGCUGACGCUCAAGCAAGAGAGCGCAAAGCUGCGGCCCUACAUGCUGCAGAGCCCCUCGGCCCUGCACGACAACCUGGCCGAGCUGCGCGAGAUGCUCAACGGCGAAAAGGCCCACAUCGACGCCCUCGACCGCCGCGCCCGCGCCCUGCAGACGUCGGCCGACUCGUUUGCCGUCGUGUCGACCGACGUGGCCUCGUGCAUCAAGAUCCUCGACGAGAUCGCCGCCGAGCUGGCCAAGGAGGACGAGGAGAUGGCGCGCAACGCCAAGCAGCGCGACGCCCUGUCCGAGCGGGGCAACAACGCGCGCGAGGUCGAGAGGGCCGAGACGAUGCUGCGCCGCCAGCUGGCCAAGUGGACCGAGCGCACCGACAAGCUGCGCGAGCAGAGCAGCCAAAAGGCCCAUGAGGCAAAGGAGAAGAUGCACGAGCUGCGCGCCGUCCACAAGCGCCUCACCGAGGAGCACACGGACAAGACCAAGGAGAUGGAGAUUCGGAGGGUCAGGAUUGAGCAGACGGAGAAGAAGAUGCUCGACCUCAAGGAAAACAUUGAAAACGAAGUGCACGCCGCCCACGACGAGUACCUCAAGAUGGAGGCUCACAUCAAGCUGUACAUUACCGAGAUGGAGCAGACCAUUGUUUAG
Molecule: messenger RNA, 1407 nt
Organism: Hirsutella rhossiliensis
Lineage: Eukaryota; Fungi; Ascomycota; Sordariomycetes; Hypocreales; Ophiocordycipitaceae
Product: nuf2 family domain-containing protein
Exons: 2
Coding region: 1-1407 (468 amino acids)
Biological process (GO): meiotic chromosome segregation; attachment of mitotic spindle microtubules to kinetochore; mitotic spindle organization
Cellular component (GO): kinetochore; Ndc80 complex
Molecular function (GO): protein-containing complex binding
Source: RefSeq, a predicted model, not a curated record